Molecule: messenger RNA, 1437 nt
Organism: Cooperia oncophora
Lineage: Eukaryota; Metazoa; Nematoda; Chromadorea; Rhabditida; Trichostrongylidae
Source: the annotation of a GenBank genome assembly
AUGCUGACGCAACGUCGCGAUCCCACUGGAAAGGGCACUGCGGAGGCGAAGAGGGGACCCUCAUUGCAACCCCUGCUGACGAGUUGGCCAGUUUAUGUUCGUCAGGCGGCGACGUCCCGUCACGGCUGGAUGGCCGUUAGCCUGAUUGCUGAGCAGCAGGAGCAUCUAGCCACCUUUUAUUGUUGGAAAUUUGAGGUGCAAUUACAAGGCCUGCAGCCAUCGACCAUCUACCGUGUCUCCGUGCGUACGAAACAUCCGAAAGCUGUACUUGAGCAACGUCCUGUUGAGCGGUGUCUGGACUUCAAAACAUUGCCGAAAAUUGGCCUACCCGAUCCGCCGACGAACGUGCAAGCCGAGAACGGACCUCAAUCGGGAACGUUGCUCAUCUCGUGGACGCCAGUCACAAAUCAACCGAAGCCGCCGUCACGAGCCGCCGUCCACUCGUACCUCAUUUACGCCGACGGCAAGAACAUCGCUCAGGUGCCUUCCGCAACAGCUGAUCACGUUCUGCUACGACUAGCCGAUCUCUCGGACGAUCCGCCCAUAUUCAUUACCGUUCGGACACGGACGAGAGAAGGCGCUGUCUCGUGUGACUCGAACGUGGCUCGCGUACCUCGUGGACCAUCAUUUGGUGCUAUUUCUGACGGAUUACUACAGACAGCACCUCUGCUCGACAUGGCUCAAUCGUAUCCGACUGGGCACUUUGUUGCACCUCUUUCUGGACCGCAGAAUGCACCAUACACUGCCCCACCAAUGCUCACUUCAAUGCCCUUUCAAGCUAAUCCACUUUCUUCUUACACUGCCUCAGCAAUUCAGGGAUAUAAUAGUUUAGUCGGCACCGAUCGAAUCGGGCCAUCAACUCUAGGUGGUCAAGCAAUGGCUGCCGGUGGCGCAAUGCCAGGUAGCGCAGGCGCUCUGCCGUCUACCACGAUGCCGAUAACGGGGAUCGGGGCUGGUGGCACACUUCCAGGUGCCAUGAAUGCCACUGGUACGUUACCAAUGUCAGCAGCCCUUUGUCCUACAUCCAUGGCAAGUGGUCUGUCUGCCGGAGCACAAGGAACAUUGCCCAAGUGGAAGACAUCGCAGAUGAAGCAAUAUUAUACGUUUCCAUCCUCGUCUGAUUCGAGGCGACGGCACGAGCGUCGACGAGCCUCGGCCGUCUGUCCCCGACAUGGAGAACAGGUCCAUAACUGUUUCUCUUCUUUUUUUUCUGCUAAUAGUAAGGAGGUGUGGUUGCUCCUUUAUUUGCUACGACAUCGGCACUCAGAUUGGGGAGGGCAUUCCGAAUGGGCAGGCCCGAUGGAUGCUCGAAUGCGAGUUGACGCCUACGCUCGGCAAAGCACUGGAAUAGGCAGUGCUGAAGAUCGACCACCUGCAAGACAUAGGUAUCGAUUAAAUCGCUUAGAACAGGAAGUUUGGGACCAUUUACAUGUUUAA